AUGUCUUCCAGUGACUCAACUCCCGAUGACGAAGAGACCAUCCAAAGGUGGACAGACGACAACGAAAUCCUUCGGGAGAGCAUAGACAUGCAGCUCACUUGUCUCAAUCGAGACAAAGAGAAGACAGAUCUAGAUGUUCAAACCUUAACCUGGGACAAUAUGCUGCGUCACGUGGAAAAGCUCGUUGAUCAGAACAGGCUGCAUGCCGAGUCAAAAGGGAAGAUCGAGGAGCCCCAGCGUGUGCUAGAAUCAGUCGACAAUAACAACUCAAUCGUCCAAAGAAUUAAGGAACUCGAGGAUACUCUCAAGGAAGAGGAAUAG
Molecule: messenger RNA, 321 nt
Organism: Anthostomella pinea
Lineage: Eukaryota; Fungi; Ascomycota; Sordariomycetes; Xylariales; Xylariaceae
Source: the annotation of a GenBank genome assembly